UUAAAGGAAGCGUAGUGUGUUGUUGCAUGUGCGCCACGUAGGCAGAAGCAGCAGCUAGAAAAAGGAGUCCAGAGAAGUUCGGAGAAUUGCGUGUUCAUUGCGUUUUUGUGCGUGAGAGGCGCUUAUAGCCGGGUCAAGAGUCCGAGCUGCGGGUUCCGGACUCAGAUACAGAUUGUGGCUCUGAGGCGCGUGGGAACCAUCAUGGUGAAGAAUGUAAAUAGCGUAAAUAUGGACCCCCAGCCUGGGAGCAGUCUUACUUCGGAACAAGAUGAACCAGCCAACUGCCAGGCUCCAGAGGAAUCUGGUAAGGAUCAUGAUGUGCCUCCCCCUGGUGUGGUGUGGCGUCUGACUGGAGGUCUCUUCAACGUGACGAAGGGUGUGGUCGGUGCGGCCGUGGGUGGAGUAGCCUGGGUGGGCGGGAAGAGCUUGGAGAUCACAAAGUCAGCAGUGACAACAAUGCCUUCAGUGGGGGUGGGGCUGGUGAAGGGUGGAGUGUCUGCCAUGGCUGGUGGGGUCUCCAGCGUGGGCUCCACGGUGGCCAAUAAGGUUCCGUUCACCUCAAAGAGGAAAGACAAGGCUGAGUGAGAAGAAGGAUCAAGAUCUAAUGAUAGAUGGCUGAAUUUGCCGAGUGGCAGAAGGACUGCCCCAUUCAGACACCACAGUGCCUCCUUUACCAUAAAGAACUUCAUGUUUCCUGAGGCUGGUGGUGGAUCUCCUGAUGGACACUUUGACCUGUUUACAGCUGAAGGCUCCCAUCCUCUCUGAUCUACAUGUUUGUUGAACCUUUUGUGUUUUUAUCCAAGUAUUAAUGAACCAGCGUUCCAUCUUUUUGUGGUUAUUCCAAGUCAGCCUUGUGGAACGUGUCUGCAAAUUGACGACAGUGGAACAGCAGGCUGCUUUUACUCAUGCUUCAUUGUGAAACUUGUUUUCUGUCGGUGACGUGUUAAAAAAGCUGUAUCAGAGAAAAAGGGUUUGAUGUUGUUCAGACUAAUCUGGUCCUUUAAUCUGAGCUUUACCGACCUUUAGGGAAAAAAACUUUUUAAUCGUCAGCAUUUCAAUUCAGUGCGAGGAGGAAACUAUACUCGUUUUGGAAAAUAAAUGUGAACGUCGUCUUUAUUUCGUUACAUCAAUAAAGUUAUUUCUACAUUAAAACGUGUGGACUGAAACUUGAA
This is a messenger RNA of Nothobranchius furzeri (turquoise killifish), 1172 nucleotides long. Its product is annotated as transmembrane protein 263. Lineage: Eukaryota; Metazoa; Chordata; Actinopteri; Cyprinodontiformes; Nothobranchiidae. The record is from RefSeq and is a predicted model, not a curated record.